This is a messenger RNA of Schistocerca gregaria, 1096 nucleotides long. Its product is annotated as liprin-alpha-1-like. Gene Ontology annotation, molecular function: protein binding. The record is from RefSeq and is a predicted model, not a curated record. Gene Ontology annotation, biological process: synapse organization. NCBI's taxonomy places the organism in Eukaryota, Metazoa, Arthropoda, Insecta, Orthoptera, Acrididae. Gene Ontology annotation, cellular component: presynaptic active zone.
AAUAUGGCCGCGUGGGUUAAGAAGUGUAGUUGUAGUAAUGGGGUGGUAGGAGACUGAACGUAGGUGUGUCACGCUAGUGGUUCGGCAAUAAUGCCGAUGAAGUACUGCCGCUUCGAUUGUUGUGUGUAUGAUCGUAUCUGCAAUGAAGCGUUAACAGCCCCGUGUGUCAGUUCUAGAUAAUAUAAAUAGCUGCAUGAUCUGUAAAAUAUAGAUAUUCAUUCCGUUAGUGUUGUAGUCCGAAACUGCUCAGUUUCUUGUUUUCCGCUAAUAUUUACCACUCUUUGCCGGUGCUUCCGAAUAAGCAACCAUGUGGAAUAUGAUGUGUGAUGUGAUGCCGACAAUUUCGGAGGACAGUAUCAGUCAGAGAAGUUCGCAAUUCUCUGGAGAAGAUGCGAACUUCGAACAGCUUAUGGUUUCAAUGUUGGAUGAACGGGACAAGCUUAUGGACAGUCUACGGGAAGCUCAAGAAAGGCUGUGUGAAACAGAAGCAAAACUUCAAGAAGUAGAAAAAGAGCGGGACUCUCUUCAGCGACAGAUCUCAGCAAACCUUCCUCAGGAGUUCGCCACCCUUACUAAAGAGCUGAACCAAGCUAGAGAGCAUCUCUUGGAACGCGAUGAAGAAAUAGCUGAGCUAAAAGCCGAGCGCAACAACACACGGCUGCUGCUGGAGCACCUGGAGUGCCUGGUGUCGCGGCACGAGCGCUCGCUGAGGAUGACGGUGGUGAAGCGCCAGGCGGCGGCGCAGUCCGGCGUCUCCAGCGAGGUCGAGGUGCUCAAGGCGCUCAAGAGCCUCUUCGAGCACCACAAAGCGCUCGACGAGAAGGUUAGAGAACGACUGCGGGUUGCUCUGGAGAGGGUGGCAGCCCUUGAGGAGGAGCUUUCAACUACCAAAGAAGAAUUACAGCAGUACAAAUUAGGUCGUGUUCCAGCUGAUGAGAGUAGUAGACCAAAGGAAAAUGGUCAACAGGAUGAAGAACAUAAGGGUGAUCAAGCAACAGCCCAUGCUGCCCUUACUAAGCGUCUCUCUAAUGGUGCCAUCGAACCUGAUUCUGAUGUGGCACGUGUUCUUGAGCUGCAGAAUACAGUAGAUAAACAG